Messenger RNA from Drosophila kikkawai, 3468 nucleotides. Its product is annotated as protein fem-1 homolog CG6966. Lineage: Eukaryota; Metazoa; Arthropoda; Insecta; Diptera; Drosophilidae. Gene Ontology annotation, molecular function: protein binding. The record is from RefSeq and is a predicted model, not a curated record.
ACAACCCUAGCGCAAAAAAGCUUUUAUUUAAAACAAAAACUGACGUCCGUGCCGCUGCGCCGCGGAAAAUCGGAAAAGUCGUAGCUGGAAGCAAACAAAUUCGCGCGCUGUUCUCGGCUCGCAUCACCUGAAAUCGAGGAGAAAAGCUAUUUCCUGGCUGUCGGACGUUUCGAAAAACUCGGGAAUCUGAUUUCGUGUUGAAUGCGGGACUCGAAGGCGUGUCAAGUGUUCUUGUGCGUGUUUUCUGGCUUCUAGAGCGAAUAAAACGACCCGGAAUUGCAGGAAAUCGGAAAACGUAAGAGCAGCAAAUUUUCGUCUUCCUCAACGACGGCGAAAAGGCUGAAGAAAAGUGCGCAAAUACGAAAUAAAGGCGAGGAAAUACGGAAGCGAGGCAAUAAAAAGUUCGGCGAAAACGCAAUUGUUAUAUAUUCUCGUCUUUUGUGCAACGUACCACACGUCAAAAAAUAAAUUACUUGAAACACAAAAAUAAAGGAAGAGAACCAAACAACAACAACAACAACAGCGUCCUCAAGAAUCUCGCUUGCUCUCUCGUCGCGCGCUCUCUCUCUCUUGGCGAAGGCGGAGAAAGAAGGAAAAGAGAUAACAAAAUAAAUCUUUGCUGCCAAAACAAUAAAAGAAAUAAAUAAACUAACUUAUGCCAACGGAUUAAGCCACGAAAUGGAAUACAAAUUCAUUGCUGUUUUCAACGCUGCGCGGGACAAUAACUUGCCCCAAUUGAAGGCCACUCUGUACAACAAAAGUGCCAGCGAAGUGGGCAGCCUGAUCUCGGCCAAAGUGAACGGAGCCACCCCGUUGGUCAUCUCAUGCCGCAACGGACAUUAUGACAUUGUAGAAUAUCUAUUGACAAAGUGUCGGGCCAACGUGGAGCAGGUGGGUUCCGUCAGCUUUGACGGCGAGCCCAUCGAGGAUGCCCCACCGCUGUGGUGCGCAGCGGCCGCCGGCCACUUGGGCAUCGUCAAGAUGCUCGUACGCCGGGGGGCGAAUGUCAACAGCACCACCAGGACAAAUUCCACACCGUUGAGAGCCGCCUGCUUCGACGGACAUUACGAGAUCGUCAAGUAUCUGGUGCACCAUGGAGCGGACUUUGAGGUGGCAAAUCGACAUGGGCACACCUGUCUGAUGAUCGCCUGCUAUAAGGGCCACUUCCGCAUCGCCCAGUAUCUGCUCUCCCUGAAUGCAGAUGUCAAUCGGUGCAGCGUCAAGGGAAACACGGCGCUGCACGACUGCGCGGAAUCGGGAUCCCUACAAAUCCUACAGCUGCUUCUCAAACACGGUGCCACCAUGGACGUGGACUAUUAUGGAAUGACUCCGCUGCUGGCGGCCAGUGUAACCGGUCAUAUGCCCAUUGUGGAGCACCUAAUCACGCUGCCCUGUGUGAGCAGGGAGUCAAGGAUUCAUGCUCUGGAGCUGCUGGGGGCCACGUAUGUGGAUCGGAAGCGGGACAUGGCUGCGGCACUCUCAUUGUGGCGUCGAGCGCUUGAGGAACGGGCUGUGGAGCCGCCGCUGGUGAAGAAGGUGCAGGAGGCAGUGCCAGCAUACGAGAUGGUUCGUGAGGUAACCAGUGUGGAGGAGCUAGAGGAAAUGGUUUUUGACCCGGACGAGAUGCGGAUGCAGGCUUUGGUUAUAAGACAGCGCAUCCUUGGACCCACGCACCCGGACACCAGCUACUACAUCCGUUUCAGGGGUGCCCACUACGCGGACGCUGGACGCUUUGACCGAUGCAUCGAGCUCUGGUCAUAUGCCCUGACCAUGCAGCAGAAGAUCCUUCAGCCGCUCAGUCCGAUGACGCAAUCUUCCCUACUGUCCUUUGCGGAACUCUUCAGCUUCAUGCUGGUCGAGGCCGGUCGCCUGCUGCCAAGGGGUCGAGUGGUUCCGCCCAUCGAAGCGGACGGUAUGCUGACGAUCUUCUACAAGGCAGUCAAGGAGGUGGAGCGCGGUCAGGCCUUUACGCUGGAGCAGCAGAAGGACCAGCAGCAGCCGCAGAAGCAGCUGCCGACCGACAAGACCGACAAGUCGCCAUCUUGCUCGGCAUCCUCUUCCGCCUCCUCAGCCUCAUCCACCUCCUCGACGACGCUGCUUUCGGCACACCAGCACGAUUGCAAUCACGAUCCGAAUGCCCUGAGUCGCACCAUGACAAGUGCCAUUCACAUAGGCUGUCUGCUGAGCUCGCUGCUGGACACCGAGACCCUGACCCCGGAGAUGCGUCGCCAAGUCAUGGGUGCCCUCUAUCGCCUGAACCGCUUGAAGGUGCGCGUCCGGUUCGACCGGACUGCCCUGCACUACGCCUGUUACCGGGAGGGCACGCUGGCCGGCCGCUAUCCCUCCUGCCAGUUCCCCUCGGUGACGCUGGCGAAGGCCCUGCUGGAGGUGGGAGCAGAUCCGAAUGCCAUCGAUGAUGCGGGCAACACGCCCCUGCACUUGGCUACCAUGCAGCCCUAUGUGGAGACCCUGUCCCACACAUUGCUGGAAGGCGGAGCGCAUUUGGACACCAAAAACCACGCUGGCGAGACAUUUGAGAGCCUGCUGGCCCCCACGCCGAUGCAUAAGAUCAUCGAUCCCAUGAAGUAUACGACGCUGGCGUGUCUGGCAGCAAGGACGAUCAAGAAACAUGAAAUCAGAUAUGAGGGCACGGUGCCGGCUACGCUCUACGAGUUCAUCGAGCUGCACUAGAGGCCAGGAUCGGGACCGAGGACUGGACGAGAGUCAAGCACUCAAUUCACUCAAUCGCUCAACCGCCUGCCCGCCCGCCAUCCAUUAAAUAAUACCUAGACUACUACUAAACGACUACCGUCUACACACACUGUAUAUUUAGAGAUGGAGAGAGAGUUCGAAACUAUGCUGAAUGAAAGUGGAAACGGACUGGAAACUGAUUUGUGAUGUUAGCAAGCGAAGUGCCUGGAUUCGACGGACGACCGAUCAGGCCGAAGAAACGACGACGAGCGUCAAACCACUGACAACGAUAACAAAACAGAAGCCACUACAAUGAAGCAAAAACCAACAGCAACUAACGAAGGAACAAUGCAAUGAAAACUUCUGGAACAGAUGACCUACUGUCUUUGAAUUUUGCUUUGCUUUGCUUUGCCAAAUCUGUUGCAUACUUUGUUUUUGUAAUUAUGUGUUCUUGCUACUUUGCUAUAUUAUAUAUGAAUUACGGUUAAUACUGAAUACUGAAUGUACAUGAAAUAUAUAUAUAUAAAUGACCCUAAGCCUGGGCGUGAUUGAGCAGCUUAAUAUUAAUUAUCCGGCACCCAAGGCCGGCAACUCCUCAAAGCUGCAGCGACCACGCCCAAGCCGAGGAAAACCAAAAAUAACUGAAAAAAAAAGAAAACAUACAUAACUACCGGCCACCAACCUAGACUCUCUCACACACACACACACAAGUGAUGCGUUUUGUUUAUAAACGAGAAAACUUAGUUUUGGAAAUAUACAAAAUGUAAUUAACAAAAA